ACUUCAACAGCUGUAAUAAUCAAAGAAACAGUGUCAGCAAUAAAAACACAGAAAGAAACUGCAAAAGUCAAUAAGGGCAACCUAUGCCUUUUGGCCCCCAUUCCAUUGCUAACACAAAGACUUUCUCAACAAAACCAGACGCUUAUCUAGUCUUCCAAACCAUCCUCUAUUCCUAUUCUAUCAAUCAAUCAAUAUUAUAAGACUUGUUAUGUUCUUCCUGUAAUAUUUUUUCUUUCUUCUUCAUCCUUCAACCAUUAAUUUAGAGACCACCCACUUCCCUUGCAGAUCUUUUUCUGGAGAAAAGUUUAGAUUUUUUCAUCGUUUUUGUGAUAAGAGUUAGAUGUUGAGUGAUAGACGGAAAGGUUGAGGUGGGGCUGGAUUAUAUGGAUAGUCUUUGUUGCUUCAGUUCUGUCAGUCAGGUGGUUGGAGGGCGUUCUUCAUGUAACUCUGGCAAAGGCAAGAGCAGCCAGUCCUCGGUCAAGUAUGGCUAUAGCCUGGUUAAAGGGAAAGCAAACCACCCGAUGGAGGACUAUCAUGUAGCAAAGUUUGUCCAGUUCGAAGGGCGAGAGCUCGGGCUUUUUGCUAUAUAUGAUGGACACCUCGGAGACAGUGUACCGGCCUUUUUACAAAAGAAUCUCUUUUCUAAUAUCUUGAAGGAAGAGGACUUCUGGAAUGAUCCAUUCAUGUCCAUUUCUAAUGCUUAUGAGACAACAGAUCGGGCAAUUCUUUCUCACAGUCCUGAUUUGGGGCGAGGAGGAUCAACUGCAGUGACUGCAAUUCUUAUAAAUAAUCAGAACUUAUGGGUAGCAAACGUGGGAGAUUCACGAGCUGUUGUGUCAAGGGGAGGGGUGGCUGCACAGAUGACAACUGAUCAUGAGCCCAAUACUGAGCGGGGCAGUAUUGAGAACAGAGGUGGCUUUGUCUCAAACAUGCCAGGAGAUGUUGCAAGAGUGAAUGGGCAGCUAGCAGUUUCUCGAGCCUUUGGAGACAAAAACCUUAAAACACACUUGCGAUCUGAUCCUGAUAUUCAGUAUGCUGAUAUCACCCCAGAUAUUGAGCUUUUGAUACUUGCUAGUGAUGGUCUAUGGAAGGUAAUGGGAAAUCAAGAGGCUGUUGAUAUUGCAAGAAAAAUAAAAGAUCCACAAAAGGCAGCGAAACAACUAGCCACUGAGGCAUUGAACAGAGACAGUAAGGAUGACAUUUCCUGCAUUGUAGUUCGUUUCAAGGGUUGAAAAAGGGAAAAUACACACACUCUAAAUUCAGGGUAUAUAUAUAUAUAUAUAUAUAUAUUCUACAUAUCAAGGCUUCCCCAUAAAGAUGCAAUUCCAUACAUGAAAUCCGUUAUCAAUUUGGAAUUUUCUGCACAAUAGGUUUUGCCCCUUCCUUUCAUAUGUAAAAAUAUAAAAUUUAAGCUGUUGAAUUUAGGUCUUGCCAUUUAGUAUUACUUGAUUUCUUCGUUGUGUAGAUUCACACCAUAAUUUUUCUUUGUAAUAUGCGUUAUGUCAUGUGGUGGAGCAGUGUGAAGAAGAUGGGCGCAGUUUAUACAUUGAACAUGGGAUUUGUGCAUUUGUUUUAAAGUGAGUGUAUGAUAUACUUGAAGUGACCCUAGCUUGAGUUGCUUAAUCCCUGGCUACAAUUCAAGCGACUAUAGCAAUUGUUUGAGACAUGGAUUAUUAUUUUGUUCACAUUUUCCAUUUUUUUUCUCCUCUUUUUGUUGAGGGGUAUAUUUGAAAGCUCAAUCCAUUCAACUUUUCAA
This is a messenger RNA of Cajanus cajan (pigeon pea), 1756 nucleotides long. RefSeq names its product putative protein phosphatase 2C 10. Gene Ontology annotation, molecular function: protein serine/threonine phosphatase activity. The record is from RefSeq and is a predicted model, not a curated record. Gene Ontology annotation, biological process: protein dephosphorylation. Lineage: Eukaryota; Viridiplantae; Streptophyta; Magnoliopsida; Fabales; Fabaceae.